AUGAGAAGGCGCUCUGACCAAAUGGAGAAAGGGGCAGCAAAGAAUCAGAAUUCCCGCCUUUGCUGUUUGGCAUCCCUUUCUGCUUUCUUCUGGUUCUUGCUCCUUUACUUCCAUUUUGUGAUACUUAAUGGCAAUACCAAUAGCAAGAGUAGUUACAAUAGUCGUGUUGAUCAUCACUCAACCCUAUCCACAACUCCUGUUUCUGUUGAUUAUGAACCUGUCCCGAUCCAUGUAAUGGAUUCCCCUCAAGUGCAAGCCCCUCCUAGGAAGAUUCGCUUCCCUGACCCUGAGGUGCGACAGAGUGACACUUACACUGACACCCCUCGCACUGAGAAGAGUUUUCCUUUCAUGAGAGCAAUGAGGGCUGCUGAAAAUAAGAGUGAUCCCUGUGGGGGUAGGUACAUUUAUGUCCAUGACCUUCCCUCCAGGUUCAAUGAGGAUAUGAUGAAGGAGUGCAAGAGUUUGAGUCUUUGGACUAAUAUGUGUAAGUUCACCACCAAUUCUGGCCUUGGUCCGCCCCUUGAGAAUGUUGAAGGGGUGUUCUCUAAUACUGGCUGGUAUGCUACCAAUCAGUUUGCGGUUGAUGUUAUAUUCAGUAAUCGGAUGAAGCAGUAUGAAUGCUUGACAAAGGAUUCUUCUAUUGCCGCUGCGGUUUUUGUACCUUUCUAUGCUGGAUUUGAUAUUGCGCGCUAUCUUUGGGGUUAUAAUAUUUCAGUGAGGGAUGCAGCUUCGCUUGAUCUGGUUGAUUGGCUCAUGAAGAGGCCAGAGUGGAACAUAAUGAAUGGCAGAGACCAUUUUCUUGUUGCAGGAAGGAUAACGUGGGAUUUCAGGAGACUGUCUGAGGAAGAAUCGGACUGGGGCAAUAAGCUUUUGUUUUUACCGGCAGCAAAGAAUAUGUCCAUGCUUGUGGUUGAGUCCAGCCCUUGGAAUGCGAAUGAUUUUGGGAUUCCGUAUCCUACAUACUUCCAUCCUGCCAAGGAUGCUGAGGUUUUCAUUUGGCAGGAUAGAAUGAGGCAACUAGAGAGGAAGUGGCUUUUCUCCUUUGCUGGUGCUCCCCGUCCUGGCAACCCCAAAUCAAUCAGGGGUCAGUUAAUUGAUCAAUGCAGAAGUUCAAAGGUUUGUAAGCUGUUGGAAUGUGAUUUUGGAGAAAGCAAAUGUCAUUCUCCAAGCAGCAUAAUGCAGAUGUUUCAAAGCUCUCUUUUCUGCUUGCAACCCCAGGGCGAUUCAUACACGCGAAGAUCUGCUUUUGACUCAAUGUUGGCUGGUUGUAUACCUGUCUUCUUCCAUCCUGGCUCAGCAUAUACACAGUACACUUGGCAUCUUCCCAAGAAUUACACCAAAUAUUCUGUCUUCAUUCCAGAGAAUGAUAUCCGUAGGAGGAAUAUCAGUAUAGAGGAAAGGCUUAGUGAGAUACCUCCUGAACAAGUCAAGAUCAUGAGAGAAGAGGUCAUUAGUCUCAUUCCAAGACUAGUCUAUGCUGAUCCUCGCUCCAAAUUAGAAACUCUCAAAGAUGCAUUUGACGUUGCUGUACAAUCAAUAAUUGAAAAGGUUACAAAUUUGAGGAAGGAUAUCAUUGAAGGUCGCAUAGAUGACGACUUCAUUGAGGAGAAUAGUUGGAAAUAUGCUUUGUUGCCUGAGGGAGAGCAUAAGGUAGGACCUCAUGAAUGGGAUCCUUUCUUCUCCAAACCAAAGGAUGGUAGUGGAGAUUCAAAUGAUUCCUCUGCUGAAGCUGCAAAAAAUUCUUGGAAGAAUGAGCAAGUAAAUCAAUCAUAA
Sphenostylis stenocarpa is the source of this 1773-nucleotide messenger RNA. Lineage: Eukaryota; Viridiplantae; Streptophyta; Magnoliopsida; Fabales; Fabaceae. The record is from the annotation of a GenBank genome assembly.